Messenger RNA from Carya illinoinensis, 1698 nucleotides. RefSeq lists its product as uncharacterized. Lineage: Eukaryota; Viridiplantae; Streptophyta; Magnoliopsida; Fagales; Juglandaceae. Bases 1 to 1698 code for a protein of 565 amino acids. Gene Ontology annotation, molecular function: DNA-binding transcription factor activity. The transcript has a single exon. The record is from RefSeq and is a predicted model, not a curated record.
AUGAAGGAUUCUAACAACGGUGGGUUUGAAGCUGGGUACGACGAGGUUCCUUCUUCGGAUGACCCAAACAAGGGGAAUGUUCGUGUUUCAUUAAUGGAGACAUCCGAAUCUAAGAACAAAGAGGCGGGCGGGAACAACGGAGUACUGCAGAUCGUCAAGGUCUCUGGAACAGAAGAACAAAGCUCCAUGAACGUCACAACGGGCGAUCAUGGCAUUCGCAUGAGUGAUUCGAGCGAAAAAGAGUUUUACUCGUUGGGAAUGGGCGCAGUGGCUGAUGAUCAGUACAUGCGGAUCCUUCACUCUUGGCCUCCUCACCCCAAGACAAAGAAGAUCAAGAGUUUAAAACCAAAGGUGCAUGCUGCUUCUUCACCCAAAGCUCUAAAAUCUGGUACCUUCAAAAUUGGUGCGGCAAGUGGCAGCGGAGGCGAACACCAAUGUUGUUGCUGUUUCAAGAAAUUCCCGGCACUGAAGUCAUUGUGCGGGCACAUGAAGUUCCAUCCCCAGAGGAACUGGAAGGGGAUUCGGCCUUCUGAUCCGAAUACUAGUGCUUCCUCAUCUAAAUCAGAACCUAGAUCAGGUGCCCGAGAUCAAGAAGAAGACAAGGACUUCUUGGAUCUUUCAGCGGACCAUGAAGGAGAGCGAAAAGAAGGAAGUGGUGUUACUUCAACUAUAGAAACAGUGGGUAAUGAUAACUGUGAUCUGACUCGAUUCUUACCCAAGUGGCCCAGAACUGGUUUGAGAGGCGAAAAUAGUCUUGUAUUAAUCGAUCUACCAGCUCAGCCUCACAACACCCCAAUGACUUUACGUCUUGACCGAACUAUCCUGGCGUCUGAUCAUAUUCCGAUGUCUGCACUUCGGAAGCAAGAUCUAUCUGAUAAGCAAAAGCCUUUGAUCAGAAUUGAAGCUGUGUUGGACGAGACUCAUGAAUUCCUGUUUUCUGAACAUGUUGCCCGAAGGAGUCAGAAGAUCAUGAUGGAGUCGACCCAACAAAUGGAAAGUAAAAGCUAUUCUCGACUAAUGAUUGACCGUAAAGGGUCUAAUUGGGGGCAUGCAAGUAUAGCUGCGGAAGCAAGCAAAAGUUUCAGUGCUAGAGUUCCUUCAAAAAAGGCAACCGAAUGCAACUACGAAAAUGAGCACGAGUUAUUUGUAGAUCUCAAGCAACCGAAUCGCAACAUUGAGGGAAAUGAUCAGGAGAUGGACAUGGGAAUGAGCAUGGCGAUGAAGAUGAAUUGGAAGUCAACACCGAGAGGUUUUGAGCCUCAAAUUCAGAAAAAGAUAUCCAAGAAGCCUUAUGAAUAUAUAUGCAAGACUUGUAACAAAACAUUCCCAACAUUUCAAGCAUUGGGAGGUCAUAGAUCCAGCCAUAACAAAGAUCAGAAUACCAAAGCUGUGGAACCGUCGAUUGCCAUACAACAGAAAAAGGAUGACACUGAUCCCACUAUCAAAGUUGAAGAAACAAGGGAAUUUGGAGAACAUGCAUCUUUGCACAUAUGCAACCUAUGCUACAAAAGUUUCCCAACGGGCCAAGCUCUUGGUGGUCAUAAGAAGCGACACUGGGCGGCAGCACAAUCAGCAGAUGCUGCUCUUACAUUUGUACAAUCGCCAUUGACGGAAGAAGCAACUGAUCAGGCUGGUCGCAAAGUGCUGGACUUCGAUACGAAUAAACCCAAUGUGGAAGAGGAUAAAAGAAAUCCUUAA